AUGCCUUUUGACUUCAAGGCCUACGACCAGAAAUGCCAGGGCUUGACGCUCGAGGAGCUACAGCGAGAAUGGGAGCACUACACCCGCCUAAUUUCGGGCGCUGCCACGUCGACUGCGGUGUCGGGAUGCGCUAUCCCCCUCACGCUCGGUGUCUCGACCAUUGGAGUCGCGAUGGCAGCACCAGCGAUCCACAACGCACGAAAGAAACGCGAGAUUAUCGAACGGCAUCUCAAUCGACUUAACGCCACACAUAAGACACGAAAGCGCGAUGUUCUGGGAAGCAUGGCGGUCAGCGGGACGAUCGGCGUUGUCACCCUGGGAGUCGGAAGCAUGGGCGCUGAUGCAGUAGCGACUGCUGGUGCAGAGCACGGCAUCCAAUCAAUUGUUGCAAAUGAGACUGCCAUUAAGCUCGUGUCGCAUGCUGCGCUUGAUGGCGCGGGGAUGAUGGUUGAGCAUAAGCAUACGGACCAUCUGAAGAAGAAGGAUGCGCGAAAGGCGUUCCAGAAGGCUGGUGUUUUCCAAGCUGUGCAGGAUGCUAAGGCUGCUGAGGCUGGGUAUACAAUCCAGCCGUAUCAGAACAAUGGUCAAGUUUACGCUGCUGGGAGUUCAUCUCAGGCGCUUCCGCCUCCGCCUCCGCCAUAUAAUGUCGCUGUUGGUCAGACGCCCGUACCGCAAAGUUAUAAUCUUACGCCAGAUGGGUACUCCCAAGACUUGAAGGCUCCAGUCGUCCAACCGCAAGCUCAGCAGUACCAAUCUUAUUUGACUCCGCAAGCCACCGGACAACCGCCAAUACAACAGCAGCAUGACUACUCACAGCAACAAGUCCCGACAUACGGUGCACCAUCGCCUAUGCCCCCAGCGAACACGCAGAUGUUCUCACCACCACAGACUCCAGCCGUGCAGUACCCUCCUCAGACUCCGCAGGCACCAAACAUGCAGCACGCACAGGCGCAGCCUCUCUACCACCAGCAGACAUCAGUCCCGCCAUACAAUCCUGCUGUGACACCGCAACCGUUCAACAUGACUGCCAUGCAUCAGGCUCUUCCUCCCGCUACCCCUGCGCCAUCAACUCCGUAUCAUCAGCCGCAGACACAACAGGUCCCAGGCAUGGUGUUGCCUACGCCUCCUCAGGACAGCACUCAGGCCUAUAUGCCUCAACAAGUACAGCCGCAGCCGACUGGGCAGAUUGCUGGUGCACCUCAAGCGGGAUACUUCCCAACUGUCCCAGCAACACCAGCUGGAUAUCCACCUGCUGUGACGGUUCAGCAGCAGACAACACCGCAGCCUGCUGCUCUAGCUCAGGUGCCACCGCCUGCUGAUCCAGCAAAUGUCUACCAGACUCCGGUGCAGCAUGUUGCUCAGCACCAGACGGGAUAUCAGCCAUCUCCUAUACCGGCUGCUCAACCGCAGUAUCAUCAGCAGCCUGCCUAUACAUCACCCCAAGUUCCUCAACACACUGGCACUUAUCAACAAGCCCCGGCACCUGCUCCUGCACCUGUUGACCGAAGAAGCUCGUUGAUUGCCCCGCACCAACCAACCUACGCACCCCAUGCACCAUACAAUCCUCAAGAUUGGGCUCCUAAACCUCAGCAAGCAUAUACUCCUCAGCCCCCUAGCAUGGCCAGUCCAGCUGCACCAGCUAUACAGUACCAGAUGCCGCCAACUCCUCUCCCAACUGGCUCAACAGUGAAUCAGUAUCAGUACGACAACAAAGGUUCAUACUUUCCAGCCCAGCCCCAAACUCCUCAACAAUAUCCACCAGCAAAUUACCCCGGGGCACCGAUGCCCAAUCCGGUACAAGUGACGCAGUAG
Molecule: messenger RNA, 1812 nt
Organism: Fusarium mangiferae
Lineage: Eukaryota; Fungi; Ascomycota; Sordariomycetes; Hypocreales; Nectriaceae
Exons: 1
Coding region: 1-1812 (603 amino acids)
Source: RefSeq, a predicted model, not a curated record